Messenger RNA from Arachis stenosperma, 1195 nucleotides. Its product is annotated as methylecgonone reductase-like. NCBI's taxonomy places the organism in Eukaryota, Viridiplantae, Streptophyta, Magnoliopsida, Fabales, Fabaceae. The record is from RefSeq and is a predicted model, not a curated record. Gene Ontology annotation, cellular component: cytosol. The transcript is spliced from 4 exons. The coding region runs from base 62 to 1030 and encodes 322 amino acids. Gene Ontology annotation, molecular function: aldose reductase (NADPH) activity.
AAAAUAUAAUCUCUCCUUUUACUCACUAUAAUCAAAUAAUCAAUUUCCAAGACAAGAGAAUAUGGAAGCAAAGAAGGUCCCAGAAGUGUUGCUAAACUCAGGGCAUAAGAUGCCAAUGAUAGGUCUAGGAACUUCAGUAACUCCUCUUCCACCACAUCAAACUCUCAUCCAAAUCUUCAUUGAUGCCUUUGAAGCUGGCUACACACACUUUGACACUGCUUCCCUUUAUGGAACUGAAGAGCCUCUAGGCAUAGCUUUGGCCAAGGCCUUAGAGCUUGGAAUCGUAAACAGCCGCCAUGAAGCCUUCAUCACUUCCAAACUUUGGUGCAACAAUGCUCACCAUGACCUUGUCCUUCCAGCACUCAAGACCACACUCAAGAAACUUGGGUUGGACUAUUUAGACCUCUACUUGAUUCAUAUGCCAGUGAGGUUGAAACCUGAAGUUGAUGGAGUUCUUGAAAUAAGAAAGGAGGAUUUGCUUCCCUUUGACAUGAAAGGAACAUGGGAAGCCAUGGAAGAGUGUCAAAGAUUAGGCUUAGCCAGAUCCAUUGGUGUAAGCAACUUUGGCAUUAAAAAACUCACACACCUCUUAGAAAAUGCAACUAUUCCUCCUGCUGUCAAUCAAGUGGAAAUGAGCCCAUCAUGGCAACAAGGAAAACUCAGAGAAUUUUGCAAGCAGAAAAGAAUCUAUUUGGCUGCAUGGUCACCAUUAGGAUCUUACACAAAAUCAUGGGGUACUAAUUCAGUUAUGGAGAAUCCAAUCAUUAAUGAAAUAGCCACUUCUAGACACAAGAGUGUGCCUCAGGUAGCAUUGAAAUGGAUAUUGGAGCAGGGGGCAAUCCCCAUUGUGAAAAGCUUCAACAGAGAGAGAAUGAGAGAAAACCUUGAAAUAUUUGAAUGGGAACUGAGCCAAGAGGAAUCACAGAAAUUCAGCCAGAUUCCACAGCGUAGAAUGUUCAGUGGAGAAAUAUUUGUAUCGGAAAAUGGGCCUUAUAAAUCCUUGGAAGAAUUCUGGGAUGCUGAAUCCUAAGACAAAUUAUUCUCUUUAUAACCUUAUUAGUAGCAAUAAAAAUAUAAAAUCCCAUCCCCAAAAAAUGUAUCUUAUAUUUAUCUACUCAAGUGCAUCCAAAGCAUACCAUACAUCGCAAGAGCUAGGAUUGAAUGCAAAUUGGAUUGAUUAUGACCAAAAUUUCGA